AGGUGUCUGUUUCGGGGAAGCCGGCUUGUGUUGCCGGCGCCAUGGAGUCGCCUUUUAGUCCGGUUCUUCCUCAUGGACCAGAUGAAGACUGGGAGUCUACAUUGUUUGCUGAACUUGGCUAUUUCACAGACACCGAUGAUGUGCAGUUCGAUGCAGCGCCUGAGACUUACGAAAAUAAUUUUGAUCAUCUUAAUUUUGAUUUGGAUUUGAUGCCUUGGGAGUCAGACAUCUGGAGCCCCAGCAGCCACUUCUGCUCAGACAUUAAGGCAGAGCCCCAGCCCCUUUCUCCGGCUUCCUCCAGUUGUUCCGUCUCCUCACCUCGGUCCACAGACUCUUGUUCUUCAACUCAGCAUGUUCCUGAGGAGUUGGAUUUGCUGUCUAGUUCCCAGUCUCCCCUUUCCUUAUACGGCGACAGCUGUAAUAGCCCCUCCUCAGUAGAGCCGCUGAAGGAAGAGAAGCCUGUCACUUGUCCUGGGAACAGAACGGAACAUGGACUGACUCCAAAGAAAAAAACUCAGAUGAGUUCAAAACCUUCAGUUCAGCCCAAGCCUUUAUUACUUCCAGCAGCACCCAAGACUCAAACAAAUGCCAGUGUUCCGGCAAAAACCAUCAUCAUUCAGACACUACCCGCCCUCAUGCCGCUGGCAAAGCAGCAACAGAUUAUCAGCAUACAGCCUGCACCCACCAAAGGUCAGACGGUUUUGCUCUCUCAGCCUACUGUGGUUCAACUUCAGACCCCCGGAGUUCUGUCGUCUGCUCAGCCAGUUCUUGCUGUCACUGGAGGAGCCACACAGCUACCUAACCAUGUGGUGAAUGUGGUACCAGCCCCUGUGGUGAACAGCGCUGUGAAUGGAAGACUUUCCGUGACUAAGCCUGUUCUACAGAGCGCCACCAGAAGUGUGGGUUCAGAUAUUGCUGUGCUGAGGAGACAGCAGCGUAUGAUAAAGAACAGAGAGUCUGCUUGUCAGUCACGUAAGAAGAAGAAAGAGUAUAUGCUAGGACUGGAGGCCAGGCUGAAGGCUGCGCUCUCAGAGAAUGAGCAGCUCAAGAAGGAGAAUGGCUCCCUGAAGCGACAGCUGGACGAGGUGGUGUCCGAGAACCAGAGGCUCAAAGUCCCAAGUCCAAAGCGAAGAGCUGUCUGUGUGAUGAUAGUAUUAGCAUUUAUAAUGCUGAACUAUGGGCCCAUGAGCAUGCUGGAGCAAGAUUCCAGGAGAAUGAAACCUAGUGUGAGCUCUGCCAGUCAAAGGAGGCAUCUUUUAGAAUUUUCAUCGAAAGAAGUUAAAGACACAUCUGAUGGUGACAACCAGGAAAACAGUUACAGAUAUGAUCACUCUGUGUCCAAUGAUAAAGCCUUAAUGGUGCUAAGUGAAGAACCAUUACUUUACAUCCCUCCGCCUCCAUGCCAACCCCUGAUUAACACGACAGAGUCUCUCAGGUUGAACCAUGAACUCCGAGGUUGGGUUCAUAGACAUGAAGUGGAAAGGACCAAGUCUAGAAGAAUGACAAACAACCAACAGAAAACCCGCAUUCUCCAGGGUGCUCUGGAACAGGGCUCAAAUUCUCAACUGAUGGCUGUCCAGUACACAGAAACCACCAGUAUCAGUAGGAAUUCUGGGAGUGAGCUGCAAGUGUAUUAUGCUUCACCCGGAAGUUACCAAGGCUUCUUCGAAGCCAUCCGCAGGAGGGGAGAUACGUUUUACGUUGUGUCAUUUCGAAGGGAUCACCUGCUAUUACCAGCUACCACCCACAACAAGACCACAAGACCAAAAAUGUCAAUUGUAUUACCAGCAAUAAACAUAAAUGAUAAUGUGAUCAAUGGGCAGGACUAUGAAGUAAUGAUGCAGAUUGACUGUCAAGUGAUGGAUACUAGGAUCCUCCACAUCAAAAGCUCCUCAGUGCCCCCGUAUCUCCGAGAUCAUCAGAGGAACCAAACCAGCACCUUCUUUGGUCCCCCUCCCACCACAGAGACGACCCAUGUGGUCAGCACCGUCCCGGAGGCAGUACAGUAGCGCCCUGAGCUGCGCUGGAGCAGAGUGGGCCUUGGCAACUGGAGGCUGCUGCCUCUACCUCCUCAGCAAGUGGAGAACUGCCUCGUACUGCAACUCCGGGGAAAGAGAAAGAACGAGAAGCCACUCUGCUUUUCACCGUCCAUGCACCCGGGUGGAACAUCUAGAGAGCAGGUCUCUGGUGGCAGUGCAUCCCCCGCAGGCAGUGUCACUGUGUUCCUUCUGCUGUGUCCUCUUCAGUGCUUUUCCCAUUGUGUGUUUCGUUCUCAGUCAUCUUCCUUCAGAUCAGACCCACUUCCUCUUCUGUCCACUGCUCUUCCUGGCACAGUAAAGAGAUUUGUAUUUAAAGCUUUAGAACACAGACUCGUGUGGUUUCCACAGAACGGCUUUCUCUCUCCUUUGAUUCAAAUCCAUUCUGAAUAUCAUACUUGAGAAAACACAUUUCAAAAAACUGAGCAGCCAAAAACAUCCCACAAAGAGUCAAAACAGUUUGGAGUUUGGGUAAAGGGAUUAUUCCCAGUUGGUAGAGUUUAUUUUUACUUGUGAUUUGUGGUUUAGCCCUGGACAAAUAACUGUUGUGGGGUCACAGAGUAAGCCACACACUGGAGACAGGGAGGGGAAGGCCAGUGGUGGAAUGGAAGAGGAGGUGACUCCAUUCUCAUAUGGUUUUAAACUGGGAGUUCACACGCCUCUGUAAGCUCAGGGCCACGGCCACCCCUCACCCUUGGAGUUCUGCUAAUCAGCAAAGAUCCUUAAAGACCUCAGGGCAAGUGCUUUCCUCUCCUGUGAACCCUCAGCCCAGGGCACACUCCUGCUACACCAGACUCAGCCAAGGAACUUGGAGGUAACCAAGCUUAAGCCAGAGCAGAGAAUGUCCCUUAAGGACUGACAGUGCCCAGAGCAAGAGUGGCUCCCCAGAGAGGCUGCAGUGCAGUAUGGUGAAACUCUCUGCUGCUGCAGUGGAAGAUGAUAAAGGAAUUAAGCUCUCCGUGAUGUUGCUAGGGCUGUGACUGCCUUUAAUCCUAGCUCCAUUUGGAAGGGAAGGCAGGCUUUGAUAUCAGCCUGGUCUACACCUCAAAUUCUAGGACAGGACGGCUAAAGCUAUAUAGAGAAGCCACCUCAAAAAUAGAUAAAUGAAUGAAUACAAACGAAAAGCAAAAGUUAUGUUCACAUAAAUGUUAUUGUAUUUUGCCUGUUUCCUUCACCAUAGCAAGCAGCUAAAUUUAUAUUGCACUGUACAUUGUACAUUGCAAAUUCACAGAAAGGGGUGUGAGGACGAGCGUUGUUCCUCAUGUGCCGCCUCCCUUCCUAGGAUUUCACAGGGUUUUGAUGGACUCUUCCCAGAUGGCUUGCCACUGUCAGGUGAUCCCAUUCCAGGGCACAAAAUGGUGGCUAAGUCCUCUUUCUCCCUACAAGGGACAAGAAGGCUAGCCCUGGGGUGGCAUGCAGUCAGGCCAUUUGCCCAUGGCCCCAUUAUGCCUGACACUGCCCCACCAACAACUGUUCCCUGUACAGUGCUGCUGCCUUCCAAGCAAGUUAGAGGCUUCCAGGGCGGGGCCAUUCUUGCUGAAUUCAGUGCCACAGUCCAUCCUGAUUGACUCUGGGGAUUUUCAGACAAGACCUGUUGGCCCUGGGGACCAGACCUCCAAAGGGUGCCAAGGAGAAAAUAGCAAGUGCACAGAAUACCUUUAGGAGUAGCCCUUUGUGGGGAAGGUGGGCUACCCUGUGGUCAUGCCCAUCCUGCCUAUGAAGCAGUUCAACAAGAGGGUGUGCCCCUCAACAACAGGGGCAGCGUGCCCAUUCCUGAUGCCGAUCUGCUGAGAGACACCAACAGUGUCCGUGGUGAUUCCCGUGUGCCAGCGCCUCAGACCAAAGACCUCAGUAACGUCACAUUCGUCACAUUCGCUAAGGCUGAUGCCUCUCCUACAGGUAACAGUGGGGAUGGCGGUUGGAAGGCACCGCCAAAGAGCAGACACAUUAAGGUGGCCCCAGCACAGGUCAGGGAGCCAAGGAGCUGGGGAGCACUGCUCAGAACUAGUCUGGAAGCUUGCUUCUCUGCCCUCACUGGCCCAUCAUAACCUCACUGCCAUCAUGACCACUCUUAGGCCCGUCUUAGGAGAUGAGGGAGGAACGGGGCCCUCCUCAGAGAAAGGUUCCGGAAACCAGGGAAAGGCAGUUGACAGAUACAAAGAAGUAUCCUGCCAUUUAAAUUGCUGAAAGCGCUGUAUUCCCUGGGCACAGUAGUUUGUGUCUUAGCGUCUAUGUGCUAGCACAGGCCUUUGGAGAGGAAAGCAGCUGCUCUGGGAGCAAAUGCAGCAGCCAUUCAGGGCUCAUUUUUUAAUUUUGGUAAGAUUGCCCUUGGGGAUUUAUAGUCUGGAAAUGUAGGAGCUAUGCAUGUACAUAAUAUAUUUUUUCUUUUAAUUUAUUAAGUUUUAAAAUGUGAUUUUUCAAGAUUAUGAAAAAAAUUAAAGUUGAGCUGGAGAAAUGGCUCAGGGUUAACAACACUUAUUGCUCUUCCAGAAGACCCAGGUUCAGUCCCAGCUUACAACCGUCUAUAACUCCAUUGCAGGGGUGGGACUGGGGUGGGGGUCCUUUGUCUUUUUCAGGCCUUCCUCUGCAGGCACCAGACACACAUAUGGUGCACAUACGUGUCUUCAGUCAAAACACUAAUAUAGAUAAAAAUAACAAUAAAGAAAUCUGUGUUUUUUUUUUUUUUUUUUUAAUGAGAUAAAUUCCCAGAAGAAGUCACUCCACCUGUUACUAGAUGAUUUUGUGCCCUGGGCUGAUGGUACUGUAAUGUUGGGAAGUGUUGAUAGAGACUGGCGGUGUGGUCUUCAUGUGUUUGCAAGUCCCCCACUUCUAGAUUCAGUGGGAGUAACUGGAUGUUUCCUCCUGUUAACUGCUGAGUCAGAACUCUGCAGUUAGCUCACAAGACGGCUCCCCGAGAAUAUAAUGUAAACCCGCUUUCAAGUUAGGAGGUGACAAGAAAGGAUACUGGGGAGGUGAGUGUCACCUGCCCAGAGCCGGCCCCCUUUCGCCUUUCUCCUUAGCAACUAGACCCUGGGCUGUGGAGAUGGCUCAGCCGUCGUGGAGAGCUCUGGCUGCGUUUCCAGAGGACUCAGGUUCCAUUCCCAGCACCCACAGCACAGCUCACAACUGCUAACCAGUUCCAGGAGAUUCAGCGCCCUCUUCCGGCCUCCUUUGGCACUGCACACACAUGGCAUUCACUGACACAGAUAGGCACACAUAAAUAAUACUAGUAAAAAUAUUAAUAAUGAGGCAGACAAGGAGGUACUCAAAAGUUACAUUAUGUGCAUCAUUCCUGAAUUUUCCCAAUAACUUAUUUAUGAACAGAGGGAACUGACUUUUCUCUCAUUUGUUUAAAGAGACUAUCGUGGUUCAAUCUUGUUGGCCCGAAUCUCCAUCCUGGGCAAAUACUCCCCAGUAGUUAGAGCUGCCCAAUGCUGCUAUUCACGGCUGCCACGACUAGAGCAUUUAACCCAGGACAACUCCCACAGUGCACUGUGGGACUGUAAGACGGUAUUACAGCAGGACUGUAAGACUGGGAAUUUAUCUAAUUAAAAAAACCAAUCUUGCUGUUUUACUAUGAAACUUGACAGAAAUGUACCACAGCGACAGAACUAGGAAUCAUGUUUGACUUCCUCCCACAUCAAACCCUCCAGUCAGGCUUCUGCUUUAAUGGCCCAUUAGGAACUCUUACACUUCCUUAACCUAGAGAGCCAGCCUUCCUAUCCAGAAUGGCUCCACAUCCUGAACUCAUGGAAGUGCCUCCCUCACCCCGACCCCCGACCCCCGACCCACCCCACCCCUGCGAUAGCCUUCUUUCCACCUCAACCUGGGCGAAUCCUUCAGCAGGUACAUAGACCUCAACUUCCACGUGUGACCUGUAGCUCCAUCAUAGGAAUCAACCUCCCAAGCGCCGCACAGUCCCAGCCUUGAGAUUAGCUUACUGCCGUCUACAAACCCAUGUUCCUUACCCACCUGUCCUUUCUUCAGUUGUGGGCAUUUUAAUUUACAUAAGUAAUGUUUUUUGUUUUGUUUUGUUUUUGCUGCUAAUAUGAACAGUAGUUAUAUUUUUAACCAAAAGAAAAAAAGUAAGGCCUAGAAGGAAGAUAAUGGAUGGAAGACAUUGUCAUUCCCACCCUGAUAGCAGCUGGAAAAAGACAUUUCCUCCCCAGUCCCCACUAUAGGAAUUGUGGGUGAUUUUUAAGUAACUACUGGACUGCCUAGGAAGAUAUUCCCAGAGUCCAAGAGGAACUAUGCACAUAGAGAAAAUACAGUUUCCUCCUGCCUAAGGAAACUCUAUUAGUAUUCUAUUAGCUUAUAUUUUUAAUAACUAAGCUUAAAACAUAGUUUAUUUUGGAUAUUACUAGAACUUGUAGCAAUUCUAAUAUCUGUCAGGUAUUCAUAGAAUCUAUGAAAAAAAAAAGAUAAGGCUGUGUGAUUAGGGCAACUUCUGAAUCAUGGCAUGGCCAGCCAGUGUCACAAAACAACCCUGUGCUUGGCUAACUUUAAGCAUUACAGAUUUAGUGCAUGAAAAGACUUAAUUAUAUCGGGUUCAAGAACUAAAGAGUCAAUAAGUCAUCUGUGAAGGUCAACGAAUACCACACUGGUGUGCUUUUUGUCCUCAGUCAAGCUGGUGGCUAUAGUUAAAUGAAGCAGGAAGUGUGGCAUAUUCCCCAGGACGCUAAUCCCAGACCGAAUCAGCAGGCUGGAUUCACAGCAGUUGAACUAUUAUAGUUCAUUAUCACCUGUGCUUUCUGGGCAGUUGCCAGGAUGCAGGGCAUGAUGAAAGCUACAAAGCACUGCUAGUCUUUGAGACUCUAGGUUGGUUUGUUUGUUUGUUUUCACAUUGUGGUAAUGAGGUUCAGUGAAGCCAGUGGCUUAGAUGAGCAUAAAUCAAUGCUCUUUUAAGAGUGGGUGGGAGAUGGACAGGGUAUGUGGCUUGCUUAGGACGCCUGAAGCCAUUGCUUCCUUCACCACAUAAACCAGGAUGCUGGGGCGUGCGUAGAAUCCUAGCACUUGGAAGUCGGAAGUGGGAGGAUCCGGUGUUAAGGGUCAACCUGGGAAACAUGGGACCCAGUCUUAACUGUGAGCAGAAGAAAUCAGGAAAAAUGUAUUGUUCUCUCCCUGAAUAAUUAUGUCCACUUACAAUAAAUAAUGGCAACAAACUAUUUCAUAUUUUCAAAUAAGUCUUUAUAAUGCAAUACCUGUUCUUUCUCUGAAAUCCAAAUAAAGACUUUUAAAACUUU
Molecule: messenger RNA, 7279 nt
Organism: Apodemus sylvaticus (European woodmouse)
Lineage: Eukaryota; Metazoa; Chordata; Mammalia; Rodentia; Muridae
Gene: Atf6
Product: activating transcription factor 6
Exons: 16
Coding region: 42-2009 (655 amino acids)
Biological process (GO): endoplasmic reticulum unfolded protein response; regulation of transcription by RNA polymerase II
Cellular component (GO): nucleus
Molecular function (GO): RNA polymerase II cis-regulatory region sequence-specific DNA binding; DNA-binding transcription factor activity, RNA polymerase II-specific
Source: RefSeq, a predicted model, not a curated record